This is a messenger RNA of Eremothecium sinecaudum, 1308 nucleotides long. RefSeq names its product Sro9p (gene SRO9). Gene Ontology annotation, molecular function: mRNA binding. Bases 1 to 1308 code for a protein of 435 amino acids. Gene Ontology annotation, cellular component: nucleus. NCBI's taxonomy places the organism in Eukaryota, Fungi, Ascomycota, Saccharomycetes, Saccharomycetales, Saccharomycetaceae. The transcript has a single exon. The record is from RefSeq and is a predicted model, not a curated record.
AUGACGGUUACUGAAACUGGUUCGAUUCAAGAAAAUGGCGCUGUAGGUGUUUUAAGUGCCGAGAAUAAUAGAAAACCUACAUCUUCCGGAAGCGGUUCAAAGGAUACAAAAAAGGAAAAUUUAAAGCUCCAACCUGCCCCAAUCCCAACUGUGUCGCCCUGGAAGAAGGUUGAAGCCCCAAUUGGUGUUAGCUCAAGCGAGGACGAAAAAUGGCCUACGGCUUAUGAAGCGACGACGAAGUUUGCUGAGGAGAAUGCAUCUUCAAAGAAUAAGCAGCCGAUAAUUAUUACUGGCAGGGAGAAGUGGGUCCCUAUAAAGCCUACUCUGCUGAUCGGUAAUGUUAAUGGCACAAGGAGGACGCAAAGAAAGAAGAAAAACGCACCUAACGGAAUGACAAACGGUAAUGCUCAGCCAAGAAAAAAGUCGGGAAGUAAACCUAUGGCAAACCAACAGAAGAAGGGUACUGAGGGUCAAAAGAAGGCCUUUCAAGAACAAAAAAGAUCUGAUUACCUCCCUUCAUCUUCCGAAUCCGACCAGCAGCAUGAUACUCCUGUCCUAAGCGACGAACACCAGCAAUUAAUAUAUUCUGAGUCUCAAAUGCAAACUCAACAACAGCCAAGGAGAAAGUACCAAAAUAAAGCAACACAAUCCCAGGACAGUCAUAGAGGCUAUGUGGCUAGAAACUACCAUAGCAGCAAUAGCAGUAGUAACGCUUCCCAGCCACACCGUAGAAUCCACCCUAAUAAGGUCAAUGGCUACCGCCCUAGAAUGUUUGCUCCACAAUUCGAUCCUUUAGCUGCCAUCGGGGACAUUGCAAGGCAGAUCGAGUACUAUUUCAGUAUAGAAAACCUAGAGAAGGAUACGUUCUUAAUAUCGCAGCUCAAUAAUGAAGGCUGGGUCUCAUUUGCUCUCAUUGCCUCUUUCUACAGGCUAAUCAAGCUUUCCUGGGGCGGCGAUAUGAACCUGAUCAUGGGUGCUUUAAGAGAAAUUGUUGCUAAUGAAAACGCCACCGUCGAGAUCGCCCGCGUAACCGCAGAUGAGAACACAGAGGAGCCUAAAAACUACUUCCACAACUACGCCAUCAGGGCAAAGACAUGGAAAAGAUGGAUCGCAGAAACUCCAAAGUCGUGGAACGCGACUUUUGAAGUCUUGAAGAGCUCCCAAAUGGAUGAGUUCAAGUUUGUCCCCAUUCCAAUUCCGAUUUCCAUUGAACCAGCUUCCUCGAUGGGCAUCACCGAGCCACCAACUUCAGAGGACUCUACUGAACCUCCCGCUUCAGAAGGCGCCGCUUCUCUUGGCUCCAUCUAA